Molecule: messenger RNA, 1563 nt
Organism: Penicillium pulvis
Lineage: Eukaryota; Fungi; Ascomycota; Eurotiomycetes; Eurotiales; Aspergillaceae
Product: cytochrome P450
Exons: 3
Coding region: 1-1563 (520 amino acids)
Molecular function (GO): heme binding; iron ion binding; monooxygenase activity
Source: RefSeq, a predicted model, not a curated record
AUGGAGCUUCACCUGUACUUUGCCAUCAUCUUGCUUGGUACGGUCGCAGCAGUCUUCAAGUUGAUUUUGUACCCCGCAUUCUUCUCUCCUCUGGCCAAAAUCCCAAAUGCGCACUGGUCUUGCAGUUUCAGUCCUAUUUGGAUUUUCUGGAUGAAAUGGACGAAGCAAGAGAACAGCCGCAUUUAUAAGCUCCACCUGGAGAAGGGUCACGCAAUUCGACUUGGACCAGGCCUAGUCAGCGUAAACUGUUAUGAAGACGGACUGAAGAAAAUUUAUCAUGGAGGUUUCCCGAAACCAGAGUUUUAUUUCAACGGGUUUGCUGUUUAUGGUACCGAUAAUCUGUUUACUAUCAAAGAUAAUCAAACUCAUGCCGCGCAUAAGAAAGCCCUCGCGAGUUGCUUCUCCAAAUCAUCUGUCAUGUCAUCCCAGACUGCCCGCAGCGCGUCGCGAGACAUCUUAUUCAAUCGCGUGCUUCCCUUGAUUUACAACGCCUCAAUCGAGAAUCAGCCAAUCGAGGUCAUGGAUCUCACUUACGCCUACCUACUGGAUACCUUUGUUCAGUGGCAGUUUGGACGGUCGAUAGCCAGCAAUCUGGUCGAAGACGAAAAAGAACGGAGGUUUUACUUGGACGGAUUCCUCGGAGUGGCUGAAUACACAUUCUGGCAGUACCACUUUCCUCGUCUAGUCACCAUGUUCCAGAAAAUUGGCAUAUAUCUCAUCCCUAAAAAAGUCUUAGCUGCUUUCGAGGGUGUCGAGAAGUGGAAUCUGGAGAAAUGCGAUAAAGCCCAAGAGCUUCUCGCAAGUGGGAAAGAUCUGGCGGUGGAUGAUCAACCAGUCGCCUUUGAACCCGCAUUGAAAGGGAUGAGCGAAGUUCAGGGAAAGCCAAAGAUGUAUGCAAACCGCCUUUCUUUGGCAAGUGACAUGUUUUCUCUAAAUUCCGGGGCAUUUGAAACCAGUGGCAAUACCUCUACUUACCUACUUUACGAGUUGAGUCGUCACCCGGAGUGGCAGACCAAACUUCGUAAAGAACUGCUCGGACUCAACCCGCCUUUGAAGCACGAGCCCGGCAAGAUCAUCGAGAUCGAUGACAUCACAAACCCCCAGGAUAUUGACAAGCUGCCAAUUCUUCACGCCGUGCUCAUGGAAACCCUUCGACUUUGGCCCUCGGUGCCUGGUGGUCAACCUCGGAUAGUGCCACGGCCUUGUACCUUGGGUGGCUACCACAACAUUCCUGCAGGAACGACGGUGCAAGCAUACGCGUCUGUUCUUCACCGUAUGCCCGAUGUAUUCCCUGAACCUGAGAAAUGGAAGCCAGAAAGAUGGCUUGAUUCGACCCCGGAGCAGUUGGCUCUCAUGAGAAAGUGGUUCUGGGGAUUCGGCAGUGGUGGAAGGAUGUGUCUCGGCAUCCAUUUCGCCUAUUACUCGAUUAAAUACUUUUUCGGAAGCGUUUAUUCCAAUUUUACGACCACAAUUCACGACCACGGGGAUAUGGAAGCGAGUGAUGGUUAUCUUGCAGGCCCGAAAGGUCAUUGUUUGGAACUGAAAUUCCAUCGUUUGGAAUAA